AUGACUCUCUCGCAGGGAAUGACGAUCAUCGAGCCUAACAACAGCAUUCCUGUCGAUCGGGAUGCCUGCAUUGAGCUCAUCCAGUCGUGCCGGAGCGUUGCCAUGGCAUCGAUCGCGCAUUCUAAAUCCCAGCAUCUCUUCCACAGCGAUUCCUUCGUGAGGAAUCAGAUGAUCCGGGCGUAUGGGCGGUGCGGCGACGCAUCGCGCGCUCGAGAUAUCUUCGAUUCCACGCCGGCAAACAGGGAUCGAUUCUCGUGGGGUCUUCUUCUCGCAGCAUAUGCCCAUAAUGGGCAUCUUGAGCUUGCGAAAGAAACCUUUGAUUCCAUGCCCCGGCACAACCUCGUCGCCUGGACGACGAUGCUAGCAGCGUUUUCUAAUCGUGGACACGUGACAGAAUCUAAGCGGUUGUUUGACUCAAUGCUAGAACGAAAUAUUCUGUCGUGGACCGCUAUGCUUUCUGCAUAUGCCCAGGCCGGAAAUCUGGAAAGCGCCAAGUCCUUGUUUGAUUCCAUGCCCGAGCACGAUCUAGUCGCUUGGAAUGCCCUUCUUUCGGCAUAUUCUAUCAACGGGAAUCUUCACGGCGCAAAGCGCAUGUUUGAUUCUAUGAAGGAGAAAGACGUCGUGUCGUGGAACGCGAUGCUUCACGCAUAUGCCCAAUCAGGGCAUAUUGAUCAAGCAAUAGGGAUCUUUAAGAACACUCCAAUGCAAUCCUUGGUAUCUUGGACGACGAUUCUCGUGGCAUAUUCACAAACCGCGCUCUUGGAUAAAGCAAAAGGGCUGUUUGACAAGAUGCCGGAGUGGGAUAUAGUCUCUUGGAAUGCUAUUCUGUCAGCAUAUGCCCGGAGUGGGCGUGUCAAGGAGGCAAAGAGGCUGUUUGAUGGAAUGGAGGAGAAGGAUCUAGCGUCGUUCAUAACCAUGGUGACGGCAUAUGCUGGUAACGGACAUUUGGAGGAGGCCAAGGUCUUUCUUGACGGAAUGGCACAAUGGGACAUUGUCACGGUGACGGCGCUGCUAACGGCAUAUGCUGAGAGAGGGUAUCUGGAAGAUGCUAAGCGCUUGUUCGAUGGCAUUGAGAAUCCAGACCACAUUCUCUGGGCAGCAAUGCUUAACGCAUAUUCCCAAAACGGGUAUCUCGCUGAAGCGCUAGAGCUCUUUCGAAUGAUACCCGAGCACAACAAUUUCCUCUCCAUUGCGAUGCUCGUAGCAUAUGCCCAACGUGGGCAUCUAAAUCUCGCGAUCUCUAUAUUUGAUCGCCUACCGGAGAGGAACUUGAUUGCCUGGAACGCGAUCCUGGCAUCAUGCGUCAACAACGGACGAUGCGAGGUUGCGGUUGAAAGCUUUCACUCGAUGAAGCUCGUGGAUCUCCCGGAUGAGAUGAGCUUCAUGUGUGUUCUUGCGGGUAGUGAGCUCCAGUCGAGCGUCAGCUCCUUCCUCUCGAUGAUUACGGACUUUAACGUCGUGCCGAGCAAGCAGCACUAUUCUUGCGUCAUUGAUCUCCUCGCGCGAUCCGGGCACUUGAGCCACGCCAAAGAUCUCAUCACAAACAUGCCAUUUGUUCCAGACGCUCUCGACUGGAGAUCUUUACUCGCUGCUUGCAAGAGCUCCAACAAUCCGGGACUGGGAAUCCACGCCACGAAACAAGUCGUGAGUUUGGAGCCUAGAGAUUCGUCGCCUUACAUGCUCCUGGCAAACUUGACCACCGAAAACCAGGAACUUCUCUAA
This is a messenger RNA of Selaginella moellendorffii, 1722 nucleotides long. Its product is annotated as pentatricopeptide repeat-containing protein At4g02750-like. The transcript has a single exon. NCBI's taxonomy places the organism in Eukaryota, Viridiplantae, Streptophyta, Lycopodiopsida, Selaginellales, Selaginellaceae. The record is from RefSeq and is a predicted model, not a curated record. Gene Ontology annotation, molecular function: RNA binding; protein binding. Gene Ontology annotation, biological process: RNA modification. Bases 1 to 1722 code for a protein of 573 amino acids.